AACACACUCAUUUACAGAGCAAAAAGGAUCUAAAUCCAACUCACUUCCCUCCUCACUACCACUCCAAUGGCGGCACUCAAAACCCCGCCCCUCUUCUUCACCCUCUCUCUCCUCUGCCUUCUCUCUCUAACCUUCUUCUACCUCCACCCCUCCACCACCACGACCACCGCCAUUUCUCCCUCAAAUCCCCAAACUGCCCUCGACACUUCCGGUAAUUCCAUCAAAGUCCACAUCUCGCCCUUGCCCAGAUCCCUCAAUUACGGCCUCCUCGAAAAAUACUGGGCCCUCACCUCCGACAACAGGAUCGGCAGCGAGGUGGACAACGAGAUCAGAAAGACCCUUUUGCCCCAAACCUCCGGCGAAUCCCUUCCGUACCCGGAAAACCCCAUAAUCAAACAGUACAGCGCUGAGUACUGGAUCUUGGGGGACCUGUUGGCUCCACAAGAAACGAAAAGGGAUUCUUUUGCGAAGAGGGUUUCUGAUCCAGAGGAGGCCGACGUGGUAUUCGUGCCGUUUUUCGCGACGUUGAGUGCUGAGCUGCAGCUGGUGAUCAAUAAGAGCGUGUUUAGGAAAAAGGUUGAGGAGAAUGAGGAUUACGUUAGGCAGAGAAUGGUGGUCGAUCUUGUCAAGAAGACGGAGGCUUGGAAGAGGUCCGGUGGCAGAGAUCAUGUCUUUGUUCUCACAGACCCUGUUGCGAUGUGGCACGUAAAGGACGAGAUUGCCCCUGCGAUUCUUCUAGUGGUAGAUUUUGGCGGCUGGUACAGACUCGACUCGAAAGCAUCCAACGACAGCUCAUCGAACUCGAUGAUACAUCAUACUCAAGUUUCGUUGUUGAAAGAUGUCAUAGUGCCAUACACUCAUUUACUCCCUAGGAUGGAUAUCUCGAAAAACAGAAAACGCGACACCCUUCUUUAUUUCAAAGGAGCCAAGCACAGACAUCGGGGUGGAUUAGUUCGAGAAAAAUUGUGGGAUUUACUAAUAAACGAGCCCGGAGUCAUUAUAGAAGAAGGCUUCCCAAAUGCCACCGGAAAAGAGCAGUCGAUAAAGGGAAUGAGAACAUCCGAGUUUUGUUUACAUCCAGCUGGCGAUACACCUACCUCAUGUAGACUUUUCGAUGCCAUCCAAAGCCUUUGCAUACCAGUCAUUGUUAGUGAUAACAUAGAGCUUCCCUUUGAAGGGAUGUUGGAUUAUUCGGAAUUUUCCGUUUUUGUGGCGGUUAGCGAUGCUUUAAGGCCCAAUUGGCUAGUGGGCCAUCUCAAGAGCUAUUCUGAUGAACAGAAGGAUAGAUUUCGUGAGAAUAUGGCUAGGGUUCAGCCGGUUUUCCAGUAUGAUAACGGUUACACAGGUGGGGUGGGGCCCACGAGUCCUGAUGGGGUAGUGAAUCAUAUAUGGAAAAAAGUUCAUCAAAAGUUGCCGGUGAUUGAGGAAGCUAUCACGCGAGAAAGAAGAAAACCAAUGGGAGUUUCUGUUCCAGCUCGCUGCUAUUGUAUUUGAUUUUGCAGAAUGUUUUACUUAAGUAUGGUUUGUGUUACUUUUAAUCAAUAUGAGUUGGUUCAUUUUUUUAUUUUUUUUUUGCAUAGAAAUAUCCAGGCUAACAUUGUUUUACACUGUUUAACGGAUGUUGCUGUAUUGGUGCAUGAUUAUGUAGAUCAAAUGUCCAGACAUAAAUGCAUAUGUUCCUUUUUCCAAGUUUUUUAACACGACAUAAUUUGCA
Molecule: messenger RNA, 1714 nt
Organism: Striga asiatica
Lineage: Eukaryota; Viridiplantae; Streptophyta; Magnoliopsida; Lamiales; Orobanchaceae
Source: the annotation of a GenBank genome assembly